CCUGGAGUGUGUCCAUUGGGAUGGUGGCCAGUUGGGAGAUGGUCUGGAGACCCACUGACAGAGGCACUGAGAGCACCAGUGGUCCUCUGUCUGGCACUACCUACACCAUCCACCAGUUGGACCCCUCCACUAUCUACACACUCACUGUCACAGCUACCAAUGUAGCUGGAACUAAUACUAGUCUUCCCAUCAUCAUUUCUACUGCUACAGGUGAAUUCGCUACCAGUUACCCACAAGAUGCUGGGUUUGAGAUUGCAGCAGGAGUGGUUAUCACACUACUGGCUAUAGCGACCGUUGCUGGAAUGAUAGUCAUCAUGGGUUUUCUCUAUAAAAGUGGCAGACUACACUCCAUCUUCAAACGGAUAAUUUUGAAUGCUUCUAAGUGCCUUUCCUCCAUCAGUAGGAGAAAUAGUGAAAUGCAGCUUCCUUUUAUGACAUCAGAGAGGGAGACAGACCCAUUCAGGACAACAAGGAACGAAGCUUACAAUGCAGAGGUAGUAGAGCAAGGAGGGACUGAGGCAGGCUAUGAUACACCAUACAGACUCUCACUCUCUCUCACUGAGAGUGUUCAAGUGACUAAACCUUGAGUCUCUUAUCAAAAACAUCAAUGAUUGGGUGUAUAUAUGUAUGCAUAAAGUAUUAACUACCGAGGCUUGUUUGUGAUUCACUUCCUUUCAGAUUUUCUGUUGUCGUAAAGUUUCUUGACCUACAUAUCUUG
This is a messenger RNA of Geodia barretti, 718 nucleotides long. The record is from the annotation of a GenBank genome assembly. NCBI's taxonomy places the organism in Eukaryota, Metazoa, Porifera, Demospongiae, Tetractinellida, Geodiidae.